GAACUUCUUAUGCCGACUGAAAAACAGAAUAAAUAGAGUGGAAUCUGUGUGAUGAUUGUGUGUAGUCAGAGGGAGGAGAAGCAGUGACAGAACCUGGAAAUGGCGAAAGUGGGUAGAAUGAUGUUGGGUUCACAAGGCUUGGAAGUGUCUAUGCAGGGACUUGGAUGCAUGGGCAUGUCUGCAUUCUAUGGUCCUCCAAAGCCUGAACCUGACAUGAUUGCUCUUAUCCACCAUGCUGUUCAAAGUGGUGUCACUUUUCUUGACACUUCUGACGUCUAUGGUCCUCACACCAACGAAAUCCUUCUUGGAAAGGCUCUUAAAGGAGGGGUGAGAGAGAAGGUUGAAUUGGCCACAAAGUUUGGAAUCAACUAUUCUGAAGGGAAAAGGGAGAUCCGUGGUGAUCCAGCAUACGUGAGAGCUGCUUGUGAGGGCAGCUUGAAGAGACUUGGAAUUGGUUGCAUCGAUCUCUAUUACCAACAUCGGAUUGAUACUCGUGUGCCUAUUGAAGUCACGAUUGGUGAGCUUAAGAAACUUCUUGAGGAGGGGAAAAUAAAAUACAUUGGUCUGUCUGAGGCCUCAGCUUCAACAAUAAGAAGAGCACAUGCAGUUCAUCCAAUAACAGCUGUGCAAUUGGAGUGGUCUCUAUGGUCAAGAGAUGUAGAGGAAGACAUUAUUCCAACUUGCAGGGAACUUGGUAUUGGAAUCGUUGCAUACAGUCCUCUUGGGCGAGGAUUCUUUUCGUCAGGAACAAAGCUGCUUGAGAAUUUGGCAAAGGAUGACUUCCGGCAGACACUGCCUAGACUCCAACCUGAAAACUUGGAGCAGAACAAGACUAUAUUUGAGAGAGUUAAUGAAUUUGCUGCAAAAAAGGGAUGUACUCCAUCUCAGCUUGCAUUGGCCUGGGUUCAUCACCAAGGAAAUGAUGUGUGCCCUAUACCUGGAACCACCAAAAUUGAAAACUUUAAUCAGAACAUUGGGGCUUUGUCUGUCAAACUAACACCAGAAGAAAUGGCAGAACUUGAGUCCUUUGCUGCUGCAGAUGCUGUGAAGGGUGAUAGGUACCAGGAUGAUAUGGCUACAUGGAAGCAUUCUGAUACUCCACCACUUUCUUCUUGGCAAGCUUGAAAAUGAAGUGCGUUGCUUAAUGCUUAUGCUAGUGUUCCUUAAGUAUUUGCUGCUUGCUACUUUAACAAACAGAACAGUAUGAGGGCUCAUUCCUUUGCAUUAGAAAGGAAUUUUGCUGAAUAAACCUUCCUAGUUUCUGGCAGUUGACGAGUUUGGUUAUGAAUAUGAUUCCAUAUAGGUGUGUAUGUAUAUUUCAGAAUAAACCUGGAAAGAAUGUGAAAAGGCUAUGGUAUGUCUUUUUUGUUGGAUAUUUUAUGUAUGAACUGAUAUAAAUUAAUUUUUGUUAUAAUUUUAAUUUAAUUUCAAAUUAAUUUAAU
Messenger RNA from Abrus precatorius (Indian licorice), 1442 nucleotides. Its product is annotated as probable aldo-keto reductase 2. Lineage: Eukaryota; Viridiplantae; Streptophyta; Magnoliopsida; Fabales; Fabaceae. The transcript has 5 exons. Bases 100 to 1125 code for a protein of 341 amino acids. Gene Ontology annotation, cellular component: cytoplasm. The record is from RefSeq and is a predicted model, not a curated record.